Messenger RNA from Acyrthosiphon pisum (pea aphid), 3940 nucleotides. RefSeq lists its product as uncharacterized. NCBI's taxonomy places the organism in Eukaryota, Metazoa, Arthropoda, Insecta, Hemiptera, Aphididae. The transcript is spliced from 2 exons. The coding region runs from base 404 to 793 and encodes 129 amino acids. The record is from RefSeq and is a predicted model, not a curated record.
UACGGAUCUUCAGGCCAUUACGUCCCUGGCAGCGACAUCCUCAGAAAGUGGAUCGCUGAAAAGAAAACUGGAACGCACAUCAACAGCAACGACAAAAAAGCAGAAAACAAUGAAGAAAGCAGUGUCACCUUCACAGGUGUCAAACAAAGAGUUGACCACAGUCCACAACGAAAUGAACACAGUCAAAUUAAUCAAUUUGAAGAAUUGGGCAGCAGUGAAUCUGAACAAGAAUCUGGAGGAGGAAGAGGAUUAGUUUGGAUUUCUGCGAGAUAUUGUUCCCCAGUCCGACGAACGAGUACAGUAUGUUGACAAUGAUUCUUAUUAUAUUCACUGUUUGUCCAGUGAAGGUCAUAGAGAAGGUCAUUCACCCGAAACAGUGGAUGGAUACUCAGAUUCAGAGUAUAUGGAACGAGAUCAUGAUAAUGAAUUCGACGACAAUGACGACACUGUACAAUCACCUGCGCAAAUGUAUGAAGACGUCAUUGUCGAACUUGGACGUGAACUGCCUAGCAAAUUUGUCUCUGGCAUCCACCGAUAUAUCAGCACAAUCAUUGUGCCGAGUGGAGUUGGGGGAGUUCAGGACUGUUUGCGUGAAAUGGACCGACUUAUUGAACGUUAUCCCUCAAACCACUUCUACAUUAUUGCCGAGCACGAAGAGCACAUUCACGUUGCACAUAUCUGCGGAUACACGGGACCAACUUGUAGGUGCUCCUUCCUCAUUCGAGGAACAUUUUGGAGCCUCUACAGAAGACGUGGACUUCGUCGGAUUUCUAGAGGCAUCGACCUCGGGUAGUUGUUUGGUAGUGAUAUUUUUAUUUUAUUUUAGUGAAAUUAUUAACUUUGUAGUAAUAUGAAAUUCCGAGUAUUUAUGGACUAUUGAAACUCGAUUAUCGCGAAAAAAAAUAGAUGAGCAAUUUCAUAGAAAUAAAUACAUUAUUAUCUUCACUAUUACACUAUUAUUACUAUAAUUCAGAACGUGAAACCAUACUGAUUAUUUUCUUUCCAUUAACCAAUAAAAUAUAUUUCGGACAUAUAAUUUAAAGUAAAUAAUCAACAUUAGUAUUAGUUAGUAGUCUCAGUCAUUACUGGUCAGCGAUUAGUGCCGUGUGUCCUUUUUUAUACAUUGUAUUUCAAAAUUAAACGAAUAACCAUAAUGUAUCAGUGGUUAAAAUCUGGUUCACUUAAAAGGCCUAUAUGUGAAAUAGAAGAAGAUAAUACUGUACGCCUGAUGGCGUCAUCGAUAUAGAAUACUGUGAAUGAUAUGAAUAAAGUUCAGGUAAAUAACUCAUUCAUUUAUUUAUCAAAAGAACUUUUCUACUUAUUAAUCUGUCGUUAAAUGCGUGCAUAUUAUGUAUUGUGCAAAUUAUAUUUUAUAAUUGUACAGUUUAUAUGUAUUUUUAUUGAUAAUAUUUCAAUAAUAAAUUUAUUUUAGUGUACUGAUCAACAUAGUAGCUCAGACUCAAAUCGCCGUAAUGUAAACUCGAAGAGUACCGUAAGAACUAAAGUGAGAAAGUAUAACACUGAAUAUUUACAAUUAGGAUUUACAUUUGCUAGGACUGAAGAUGAACCAAAACCACAGUGUAUUAUUUGCUUGGAGAUCUUGUCCAAUGAAAGUAUGAAACCUUCCAAACUACGACGCCAUUUUGAGACAAAACAUGGCGAAUUUACUAGUAAGUAUUUGGAUUUUUUUGUAGUCAAGUUAGGAGAAUUUAAAAAAUCACAAAAAGUGAUGAAAUCUUCGACAAGUUUAAAUGGUAAUAAAAAUGCCACUUUAGCUUCAUACGAAGUCGCUCAACUUGUUGCAAAAUCUGGUAAGGCUCAUACCAUAGCAUGCAGCAUACCAUAUCAAGCAUGCAGCCGGACUUAGACGAAAUUAUGAACAAAAAAGAAAGAUUUCACUUGUCUCAUAAAUUUUGAAGGUGUUUAAUCAAAUAAUUUUUUUUAUAAAUAUAUAUUUUUUUUUUGACAAAAUUUGUUUCUAUUAUAUCACGAAAAUGUUUAUAAAAUUAAAAAUUAAAUCAUAUUGAAAAUAAACCGUAUAAAUGUAUUUCUCAUUUUCAUAAUAAAAUAAAAUUGAAAAGUAAGUAUUUACAAAAAAGGGGUCCGCGGACCAAUUUAAGUUAUAGCUAGGGGUCCGUGGCUUCACACUAAUUGGGAACCGCUGGUCUAGUAUAUAAAGUUCCACAAAAACAUCAUUGUUCUACAUAAUAUAAAUAGGGCCUAAAAUUAAUACUUAUUCAGUGUGUAAUUGCAUUUCGUUCUGAAAGCACAAUCCGAAACUAUGGCGUACUUGGUACUGCAAAUAAAACAAAUAAUUUCACUUUCAUGGAAGCAGCCGGCAAACGGUCGGUUUUAUGGAACGAACCAAAUUAUGAGGCUAAUCACGUCAAUGAAUUAAAAGCAUUGUUAGGAGGUGAUUCUUGUCGUAUUUCAGUAAAAUACAAAUCAGAUCAAGCCAUACAAAGUCCACCUAUAAUAAUUUUAACUAAUGAUAAUUUAUAAGCAAAUACCAGCAUGCCUCCAAAUACAUAUUAUGCAGGCCAAUAGGGAUGUAGGAUAUCCUUUAAAUAGGAUACAGAUAUGUGUAAUGCACCGAAUAUUGUCCAUGUUCAUAUUGAGUCUGAAGACGAAGAAAAACGAGAAGGAGUCAUUGAAGAAAAGAAAAAAAAUUGCAAAGAAGACUGGAUUCAUGAGAAAUUGACCCUGUGUGCAAAAAGAAGACGUUGAAGUCUAUGAGAUGACCGUUUUAAGUCUCAAAUGUGACGGCACAUUGUAAUAUCUAUGUUCGGGAUAAUCGAUGUAUUGUAAAAAAAAGUUAAAUAGCAAUAUCUAUAAAAUAUCGUGGCCUAGUGGUGUAUGAGAAAUCACUAUGUAAUGCAACAUAGAAGUUACAAUAUUGACAUUUUAAACAUUCAUUUGGGUGAAAUGAAUUUUUUUUUAUCUAUAAAUAAUGAUGUAUCAUAGUCAUCACGUACGACAUACGUACUGCACAACAUAUUUAAAUAUAUAGUUAUAUUAUAAUAUGUAGUAUUGUAUAUUAUAUAUGUAUUAUAAUACCAUCUAGAUAACGGGUGUAAUAUUUUUUUUAGUUUAUUGUCCUAUUUUUUCCCACGUCUUAAUUGUCAUUUGCUCACGCGCACUGUUUACUGUUUACUUGUGUUUUUGAAUUUUUACUGCUAAGUAGUAAGUGACUAACAACAUUAAAUUUACCUGUUUGGCACUUUGGCAGUUUAAGUUAAAUAUACCUAUUAUAUUAUAACCUAUUCAUAUUAUUGAACAUCACUGUUUCGUGUUCGACGUUUCCGUCGCUACCUAUAUAUUGUUAAAUAUUAAAAUAUGUCUUCAAAACAGGUAAUUAUUCUAUGAUUAAACCAAGUAAUUAUAUUUAAUGUAAAAUUGGUGACAUAGUGCCAAUGUAAUAAGCAUUUUUUACUAUUUAAUUUGGUACCUAUAUAUAUUAUGAAGAUAUUAUGAAUGUGUUCAUACAAUUUUACCCUAGGUAUUAAAAUUAUUUAAAUACCUACCUUAUAUUAACAUUUAUGAUACUUAUUAGAGCUAUUAAUUAUUUAACUUCUUAAGUACCUAUAUCGCGAAUAAUUAUGUAAAAGGUUAAUCAUUAGGCUAUCAAUGGUUAAUAUCUAUCAACAAAUAUCUGAUUAGGUAGGUAUUGUUUUUAUACUCAUAUAUUGGAGAUUUUAAUUUUAGUUACCUAACAAAAAAUGAAAAAUAUGUUAGGUGAUGUCUAGACUAUCAUUUUACUUUAUUUUAAUUUAAAAUUACAAAAAACUCUAGUCAUUUAUUUAUACAAGAAGAUAAAUUUAAAAUAGUAACUUUAAUUGUUAUUUAGUGGGUUGUUGAUUAUUUUAACAUGAGAAAAAGUAUUCAGUUAUUACACACAACUGGCUCAUUCAAUGUGGUACAAUGUGGAUUUCUAGACGGC